AUGCCGUCCAUUAAACGUGUACAGGCGCCCUCAGACUCUGAGGACCAAAGUGACGACGGGGGAUCUGAGAGCGCCGCGUCCAACUCCACGCCUUACUCGAGAAAACGAGCCCGUCUAUCCGAUUCUCCCACCUCUUCUGAUGGGUCGGCAGUGAACGACCGACAUUCCAGCUCCCCCUCCAGCUCCCCCUCCGCCGAUGAUACGCUCCUCGACGAAGAUGAGGACGAGGAAGAGCUCGAAUUGCGACAGACACAAAUCGUUCAGGAAAAAUACGCCCACCGUAUCGAUGAAGCCAACAUCCCUGCAGAACACGGCAUUCUCGAACGUGUAGAAUGCUACAAUUUUAUGUGUCAUAACCACUUUUCUGUGGAGCUCGGACCUUUGAUAAAUUUCAUCGUUGGGAAGAAUGGCAGCGGGAAAAGCGCCAUUCUGACCGCGAUAACGCUCUGCCUAGGUGGCAAAGCGUCCGCGACAAACCGCGGGCAGAGCUUGAAGAGUUUCAUCAAGGAAGGGAAAGAGAACGCAUCCAUCAUCGUGCGGAUCAAGAAUCAAGGCGAAGGCGCCUACUUGCCUGACGACUAUGGCAAGUCCAUAAUCGUCGAGCGCCAUUUCACAAAGAGCGGCUCAAGUGGUUUUAAGAUCAAAAAUGAGCAGGGGCGCAUCAUGUCGACAAAAAAGGCCGAACUAGACGCCAUUACCGACUACUUUUCUCUUCAAAUUGAUAAUCCCAUGAAUGUUCUCUCGCAGGAUAUGGCUCGUCAAUUCCUCAGCACUUCCAGCCCGGCAGAGAAAUACAAGUUUUUUGUCAAGGGUGUUCAGUUGGAACAACUUGAUCAGGAUUAUCGUUUGAUUGAGGAAUCCGUGGAUCAGAUUGAGGAGAAGCUCAGAACUCAGGCGCCAAAUAUUCGGUUCUUGGAGAACCAGAGAGACAUGGCAAAGAAAAAAUUGGAACUUUCUGACCAGCAAGACUCCCUGAGGGAACGUAUCAGGACCUAUCGGAGACAGCUGGCUUGGUCUCAUGUGGAGGAUGCAGAACGAGUUAGAGAUUCAUUCACCAGCGAACUUGCCAAGGCAGAGGAUGCAAUUGCGAACGCUGAGGCCGAAUUGGGCCAAUUCGACGAUGCGCUCCAGGCCAAGGACGUCGAGAUGGAAACGGCAGCAGAUCAUCGUAAUAGAGCAGACCGUGCCCUAGAGGAGUGUCGAAAGGAGAAAGAAGAGGCCGAUGACAAGGUGAUCAAACAGACAGCUGUGUUUCACGAGGCCAAGUCCGAUCACCGAGGGAUCAAAGACUACGUCACGGAAGCGACUGGACGUCUUGAAACGGCAAAGGGAAAGGUGGAGGCUGAGGAACUCCGUCUCAUUGAGGUAAGCAAUGGGGGUUACGCUCGAAAGCAGGAGGAAUGUGAGGAGGCCAAAAAUCACGCUGCAGCUGCGCGGACCGAAUAUGAGUCGUACCAACAACGCCAACCCUCUUUGCGAGCAGCCAUCAAGUCCGCCGAGAGCAAAGAACAGGAUGCCAAAAAGCAGUGCGCCCUUAAGACAAAGGACUUGAAUCAAGCCGACAACAGGUUGCGAGAACUCACAAAAGAAAAUUCACAACUCAAGGACGGCUUCCCCAAUAAAACACAAGCGCUCCUAAGGGCAAUUCAGCAAGAACGCUCAUUCGCAUCUCCUCCGGUCGGACCGAUUGGGCGUCACGUCACCUUGCUUAAGCCAAAAUGGGCUUCUGUUAUUGAGAGUACGCUUGGGAACACUCUGUCCAGCUUUGUAGUAAAAACCCAUGGCGACCAAAAAAUCCUCAGUGGCAUCAUGAAGCGGGUGGGCUGUCAAUGCCCAAUCUUGGUCGGGUCUAAUGAGAACAUCGACACGACAGGAAAUGAGCCGGACAGUCAGUAUGACACGGUUCUGAGAGUCUUGCAGAUCGACAAUGAUCUAGUUCGCGGCCAUCUUAUCGUCAGACACACUAUCGAGAAAAUGCUGCUAAUUGAGGAUUUGGAAGAGGCCUCGUCGCUGAUGUUCGACGGUCAAAGGCUCAGAAAUGUCGCCCGGUGCUUCAGUGUUGACUCAAUGGAUCAACGGCGGGGAGUUCAUCUCUCUUAUAACAAAGAAGGUGCUCCCAGUCAGUCGCCAGUACCGCCGUACAAAGGGGAUCCUCGGAUGAAGUCAGACCUGGCCUCUCAAAUCAAUCACCAGAAAGAGGUCAUCCAGAACCUCAAACGUCAAGUAUAUGAUCUUGAACAAGAGCGCAAGACUGCGGCCGAGCAUGUUCAAUCAUGCAACAAUGACCUGACGAACUAUCAACGAAAGGCUCAAGAUUUGAAGAUUGAGAUGCAGCGACUGGAAGAACAUGCCGAGUCCCUCAAAGAUGCUCUUGAGGACAACGAGGAUGGGCAGCUCGAAGCUUUGAAAAUAGCUCUGCAGAAAGCGGAAGCCGAGCUGCAAGAGCAUGAGGCAUCGCUUGAGGAUGGCAAGAGCACCGUAGCCGAGGCAGUAGAGAAGCUGAAGGAUUUGCGACGGGAGGUCAAAGACAAAGUCGAAGAAAUGACGACCCUGCAACAGAAUUUCGUUGUUGCCAAGGAGGAGCAGCAGCGAGUUGACAAUGAGCGCCAUCGAAUAAUCAGCGAAAAGAAUAGGGCCAUUACUCGCAUCGAAGAUGACAAGCGACACAGGGACCAAAUCCGGGAGGAACGCGACCAAUUGGUCGCUCAAGUCCUCGAUUUAACCGAGAAGGCCAGCAUGGUUGUGACGAGAGUUCCUGUGGACGAAGGCGAAACCACUGAUAGUCUCGGAACAAAGCUGGAGAAGUUGGAACGGGACAUGCGGCGAUACAGUGAUCAGCUCGGUGCUUCAAGGGAGGAAAUCGCCAAUGAUGCCUCUGCAACAGAGGCCAAGUACCAACUCGCCUUGAAACAGGUGCAAGAUAUGACUGCGUUGGCCGAGAUUUUCAAAAGCACCUUGGAGAACCGCAAGAAGCGGUGGGAGAUCUUCCGAUCCCACAUCUCAUCCCGAGCCAAGGCCCAGUUCACCUAUUUGUUGAGUGAGCGCAGCUUCCGAGGGCGGCUACUCACCAACCAUCAAGACAAGUUGUUAGACCUCCAGGUUGAGCCUGAUAUCACGAAAGACGAUAGUACAGGUCGUGGAGCCAGGACACUCUCAGGUGGUGAGAAGUCAUUUUCACAGAUCUGCCUGCUACUUGCCCUGUGGGAAGCUAUGGGGUCUCCUAUUCGAUGUCUUGAUGAAUUUGAUGUUUACAUGGACCAUAUCAACAGAAAAAUGGCCAUUGACAUGCUCAUGAUCGCCGCCCGACGGUCGAUUGGACGUCAAUUCAUCCUGAUCACCCCGGGUACCAAGACUGAUAUCACCAUAGCGCCUGAUGUACGGGUGAAGGAACUAGCAGAGCCAGAACGUGGCCAAACAACCUUGCCCUUCCAAAGGUAA
This is a messenger RNA of Penicillium daleae, 3438 nucleotides long. RefSeq names its product DNA repair protein SMC6. Gene Ontology annotation, cellular component: nucleus; chromosome; Smc5-Smc6 complex. Lineage: Eukaryota; Fungi; Ascomycota; Eurotiomycetes; Eurotiales; Aspergillaceae. Gene Ontology annotation, molecular function: protein binding; ATP binding; single-stranded DNA binding. Gene Ontology annotation, biological process: double-strand break repair via homologous recombination; chromosome organization. The transcript has 12 exons. The coding region runs from base 1 to 3438 and encodes 1145 amino acids. The record is from RefSeq and is a predicted model, not a curated record.